Molecule: messenger RNA, 21562 nt
Organism: Pelobates cultripes (western spadefoot toad)
Lineage: Eukaryota; Metazoa; Chordata; Amphibia; Anura; Pelobatidae
Source: the annotation of a GenBank genome assembly
AUGAAUCUGGUGCUGUCCAGGUAAGUUUAAUUGCAGAACAGACAUUUCCACACCUUGAAUGGGGCCCACUCUAUUAACAGAGGGCACUACACACUUUGUAGAUAUUCCUAAUGGCAUUGACCCUAAAAUCCAGUCUUCAGGGCCACCCAAACAAUACACCCCCUGCUUGAGCACAGGUGAGACAGGAGACUGUCACUAGUGCAGUGUUUUGAGGACUUAAAUGGUCAGUGAGUGAGGGUCAGUGUCCUUCUCUAAGCAGACCAUAACAGGCUGCUGAAAGUGAUCCAAACAGUUAGACAAACCAACUGCUGUCUGUAGAAUAUGUUGGGGCGGAAACACGGCAGCUCGCACAGGGGGGAACACGGCAGCUCGCACAGGGGGGAACACGGCAGCUCGCACAGGGGGGAAUACGGCAGCUCGCACAGGAGGGAAUACGGCAGCUCGCACAGGGGGGAACACGGCAGCUCGCACAGGAGGGAACACGGCAGCUCGCACAGGAGGGAACACGGCAGCUCGCACAGGAGGGAACACGGCAGCUCGCACAGGAGGGAACUCGGCAGAUCACGCGGGGGGAGGGGGAGGGCGCACGGAAGAUCACGCUGGGGGGCACGGCAGAUCACACAGGAGGGAACACAGCAGCUCACACAGGAGGGAACACGGCAGAUCACGCGGGGGGUGGGGGGCGCACGGAAGAUCACGCUGGGGGGCCGGCAGAUCACGCUGGGGACACAGCAGAUCAUGGGGGCUAGGGGGGAAGAGGGGAACACGGCAGAUCCCGCUUGGUGGGGGAGGGAGGACAUGGCCGAUCCUGCUGAGGGGGACAGGAGGACACUGCAGAUCCCGAACAGGACAGAUCAUGCGAUGGGGGGGAGGGGGGAGCAUGGCAGAUCAUGCUGGGAGAGACACACGCCAAAUCACGCUGGGGGGAACACGGCAGCUCACAAUGGGGUGGGGGGGGGACAUUGAGUAAAUCCAAAAUGUCUUUUGCGCUAAACAGGCCCUGUCACCUUUCAGAGUCCCAAGUAUUAAUCAUUACAAUAUAUCAAAUAACCGUUUUGCAUUUUUCCCCUGAUCGACUCUCCUGCGCACCAGGCUUGAAAUCUAGAAGUGUCUGGUUAAUUAAUCUAAUGCAGAUAGGGUGAUGCAGAUAUCCCUAAAAUGGAAGUGUAAGCCAUACGUGUGUUGAAUGGAUUUUCUAUUAGGGAGCUCUGAAUCGUGCAUUUUCUUUACAAUGUGUUAUAUGUUUUGAUUCUAGUAGUGAAGUUGUGACAUAUUUUGGCUUUCUUUUAAAAAAAAAAUUAUUUUAUAGAAUCUGUGUCGGUUUCUAUGAUUUUUCUUUUCUUUCUUUCUCUAUAGAGAUGCUCAGGUUAAAAUUAUGGAAAACACGGUGACAAAUGCAGAGAAAUACUUUGGCCAGUUCUGUACGGCGAUGGCAUCCUACACCCGUAAGACGGCCAAACUGAGAGACAAGGCAGACAUGUUGGUAAAACAGCUGAUUGAUUUUGCCAACACAGAGAACCCAGAACUGAGAACAGCUCUGAAAAACAUGGGAGAAGAGCUUGCCAAAGUGCAAGACUACAGACACGCACAGGUAAUAAGACGUUCCAUCCUCCAAUCACAAAUACUUUCUUUUCUAGAGUACUGGGCAGCUCUCUAAUACCCUCCUUUUGGAAUAUGAUAAAGAGUCUGCUCAAUCUGUGAUCUGGUGGCAAGCAAAACUUACAUUCUAUGAAGACUAUCUAAACAAUCGCUUUGUUAUGAGCACUCCAACUUAAAGGGACACUGUAGUCACCAAAACAACUUUCACUUAAUGAACCAGUUUUUGUGUAUAGAUCAUGCCUCUAAAGUUUCACAUAGAAACAUAGAAUGUGACGGCAGAUAAGAACCAUUCGGCCCAUCUAGUCUGCCCAAUUUUCUAAAUACUCUCAUUAGUCCCUGGCCUUAUCUUAUAGUUAGGAUAGCCUUAUGCCUAUCCCAUGCAUGCUUAAACUCCUUUACUGUCUUAACCGCUGACACUUCAGCUGGAAGGCUAUUCCAUGCAUCCACUACCCUCUCAGUAAAGUAACACUACCUGAUUUUAAUUUCACUGCUCAAUUCUCUGCCAUUUAGGAGUUAAAUCCCUUUGUUUCAGUUUAUGCAGCCCUAGUCACACCUCCCCUGGCUGUGACUGUCACAGCCUGCAUGAAAACAAAAUGGUUUCAGUUUCAAUGUAACUUACUUAAAGGUGUUUAUCUCCUGCUCGGUAUAUUUAACUUUAAAUACAGACAGGAGGCUCCUGCAUGGAUCUUGCAAGUAAGUAACAGAGCAGGAGAUAAUAUAUUCUAAAUUAAACAGAAUUUGCAAUAAAUGAAGUGUAAACAUUAGAUGACUCUUUACAGGAAGUGCUUAGGAAAACGUGUAAGUCCUGUGCAGGGAGGUGUCCCUAGAGCUGCAUAAACAAAGUGAUUUAACUCCUAAAUGGCAGAGAAUUGAGCAGUGAGCAUGAUCUAUACACCAAAACUGCUUCAUUAAGCUAAAGCUGUUUUGGUGACUAUAGUGUACCUUUAAAGAGUUGGGUAAUGUCAAUAUGUUCUAUCUUCUAUUUGAUGAGGAUUUUUCAGUUGAUUAAAUUGAUGUUUACAUUUUUUUGCCAGUGAUUACUGUUGCAGAGUCAUUUAGGUUUUAAUAAAAACUAAACUUGCUGUUGGAGGAUUUGAUUUAUAUUUAAUGCUCUAUUUAUAAAAUACUAUUGGUAAAAGAGAUUCUCCCUUAUUGGCCACCAUGAAAAGACUUUUAUACGGUGCAAGAAAAUUGUGCACGAAAACCAUUCUGAGCUCUGCUUUGAAGCAUCUUGUGAUUUUCUUGAGUGAUCUACUGGCUGACCAGUGAGGACGUAGUAAAUUGUCACAUUGUAUCCUACGAACAGAAAACCUAUAAAAUGGAACCUUCCAUCGCCAUGGUAAUUGUUUUACUAAAACACCACUAACUCUGCAAUGGUAAAUGCAAGCAAAAAUAUAUAAAACAUUCAACAUUGAUUUAAUUAACAGAAGAGGACCUAUGGAAUAUACAGUUACAUGUUUUGACACUUCCUCUUUGAGUUGAUGCAUACCAGACACACUGAUCUGUAAAAUAAAAGGCCGUUGGUAUAUGCACAAUGGUCCGUCUAUACUGCUAAAAGAUGGGUUAGACAGUUGCUGAGUAAGAGAACCUUUACGCGCAUACUGUGUUUAACAGGAAAUAUGAAUCUUGUCAGCUGUUGUUGGAGUUGGAAUCCCAGAGUGCUCGGCAUCUCACAUUCGGGAGCAAUGCUCUAAAGUAAACCCCUGCUGAUAAGAGGUGGUGAGCACAUGGGUACUGAUACCAAUAGUUUCAAAUAAUUAUAUGAAACAAAUAAAAUUGGCAAUAACUAGUCCAUUACCACCCUAGCCAGUUGUGGAAUUGCAACAGUGGCCAAAAUGGGCCAGAUACUAAGCUUAUUUGUAAACCCAAAAAACAGUAAUAUAACACCACAAUAUCAGUGAAAAGUAGUAAAAAUAACUUGGCUUAGUAAUCAAAAUGUAGCCUCCCAAGAUCGCUACCCACAAAGAACGACCUUCACGAUAUACAGAAUACCAGAAAACAGAACAUUCGGGAUACAGCUAAGUGAAUCUAAAAAAGGAACAUAAACAAAAAAAAAUAGUGUGCUACAGUAUGCACAAUAAAUCAUGCGCGAUAUAAAAAUGCACUCACAAGCUGACGUAGAGUUAAGCGCCCAUAGGGUGCCUCCCCCGAUGAUGUGGGGGGCUAGUAAUCCCCUUCUCACUGCAGGAUAACCAAUGGUACACAGGACUUCAGAUGGAUAAGUGUAAAAAAAUCAGCUCUUUUAUUAUUUUUAAAAAGGUGAAUAAUCACCAAUCCGCAUAGGAUAAAAAAGAAGAAAGCGUAGGAUAAAGAUAGCUUAUUUGCACAAACAAUGCCAAAUAACAGUUGCAAACAACUGUUUUGUUUUUUUAUAUAUAUAUAUAUAUUUUUUUUUUUUGGGAGGAGUGGGGAUUAAAAACCAGGAACCAAUUUAUUUAUAUAGUUAUUAUUUCAGAACAGGCCAAGGAAAAUGCAUUAGAGUAUAUUUGACACCAAACCAUUUUGACAUGUCACUUCCCAGAAUCCCUACAAUGUUCAGUGCUAAAACGGCGACCGUAGUGUUACAGUAACUGUGCUAAAAUAUUGCCAUCCUCUCCGUUUUAUACAAUGUAACAUCUCCCGCACUUGCAAAUGAGCACUGCAUUACGGAAAAGCGCGCAUGCAGAUAGAGGUUGUGAUUGGUAGCUGCAGGGAAAGGUCGGUUUUGAUUGAUGCCCUCAAUGUUUAGAAAUAUUUGCUGCGGGCCCAGUACAGUUUUUGUUGAAAGGUUACGUUUAUCAUGCAGCUGCAGGAUUAAAGCGCACUACAAGCAUGACUUAUGGAUAAAAGGAAACUACCACAACCACGUCUUCAAAGGCAAUUUCAAUAUCACAGGAAAGGUCGAACAAACAGCGAUGUAUAGGGAAGUCAAUUACUCCAGCAUUCAGAUCUCUUCUCCUGCCUGCUUUCCCUGGCUCUCUCUCAUUUCCAUAUUCAUAGCUACUUAAUCCUCAAAGCAAUAAUCUGCAUGUAACGAUUUUCAUCUUCUGCCUGUGGAAGGGCUGACCUUUGCCGAGUAAUUUGAAACGUAGAACAGUGUUAAUGAAUUGGGCAGCCCUGGCAGUUAAAUGAUUGCACUGUAGGAGGGGAAAAAAAUUCAAAGGGGAGGCGAAAAAUGUCUCAGAGCCUUUUAAUUAGGGUAUUUUUUUUUCCUGGGAAAAAAGAGAUUGCUGCUGAGAUAAUUGUUUAUACAUUAAUUACUGCUACUAUUUGCCUUGGGAAUCUAGAACGUUUGGGCGGAGGAGUCCAUAAUGUAUAUUUUAUUGAAAUUUUGCACCCAUUAGGAUAGAGAUGCAAGUGUUACUUAUACAGCUUUAGCACAACCGAAUCACAAACUAAAAGUUUAAAAAAUCUAGAAUCUUUAUAGUUUAUUUUCAUUUACAUAUACAAAAAAACAAGUCCCAUCACUCUUGGGCAGCAGCAACGACCACAGUACAUAUCAGCCCCAAUACAUACAGUAAAAACAUGGCAAAGUAUGUAAAUUCGUUAACUCCUACAUAAUCUCCAAUGUUAGUUUCUCCUUCAUAUAGGUGACUGUCAAUGUUUUAUUCUCAAUGGUGUAAUCUCCAGAGAAGUGACUGUUCACCUUUCACAUGUGAUAAGUUACAGGCUUACUACACCUUCACCAGAACUGGCUAUAGAUGCGCACAAGGCCAUGUGAUUUGUUUAUAACAUGCUUUCAUAUAUAACGUCUGUUUUCAAAUGGGAAAAGAUGGGUAAAAACCUCUUCUGGAGGAAAGAUUGAUUGCUUCUGUACAAGAGCAGCACAUUUCGAUAUCUGGGGAUUUGAAAAGGCAAUAAAUCUGUAUAUUUUUGUCUAUGAAUGUAUAUAAAAAAGGGAGUAUUGCAAUAUGAAUAUCCCUUUAUUUUACAUACCACUGCUUCCAAUAUUUCACACCUACUGAGGGUCUCCGAUUAAGUGUAAAAAUAUCAAAAAAACAAUGCCCUUAAAAGGGAUUCCUUUGCUUUAGGGUCAAAAGGUUUACUGGGGUUGUAUGUGAAAUAAGCUUUGUUUCUCGUGAUUUUUUUCCUGCCCUUGUAACCGCAGCCGGUUCCCCUAUUUACCACUAUAACAUUUUGCAUAUGCCAAUAACACCCUUCCUUCUAUGGAGCAACCACUUUUUUAAAAUUAUUAUUAAAAUAAAAGAACUAAACCGUAUGGCCUGCUCUUGUUUGUUCAUGUGAAGCUCAUCGCCCUCACUUGUUGUACAAACAAUCCUGGUCUGUGGCUGUGAAUCCUGAUCUCUUGUGUAUUCUCGAUCAUAUUUACUGAUGCCUCUAACAGAAUAAGAUCUGUAUGGAGAAUGCUGUAUGAGUGCAUGCGCGCUUCUUUCCGAGUUGACGUAUAUGCACACAGUCAUGAUACCAUGAGGAUGUGAUACAUUUACUGUGUUUACUGUGGCUGUUCCAGGACAGUCUACCAUAUGAUGCAAUUAUAACUAGCUAAAAUGAUACUGUAAUUGUAGGUAGAAAGGCUGGAAACAAAGGUGGUGACCCCAAUGAAACGAUAUGGAUCUGUAAUAAAAGAAACACGGGUAAGUGAACUAUGAUGCCAUAUAUUAUAACUGCCUAAAUUUACAUUUGAACCUAUAGUGUGUCCCAGCAUGCUAUCCUUACCCUGCUCUGUCUGAUAGUGACCUGUGUUGGGAUCCCUGCUCAGUGUGAUUUAGGCCUGUGUGGUUUCCCUGCUCUGCUAGUCUUCUUCUUAUGGUCUGUGAAGUAUCUCUACCAUUCUCGGGCUGAUUGAGGCAGGUAUCUCUACCCUUCUUGGGCUGAUUGAGGCAUGGGAGGUAUCUCUACCCUUCUCAGGCUGAUUGAGGCAUGGGAGGCAUCUCUACCCUUCUCAGGCUGAUUGAGGCAUGGGAGGUAUCUCUACCCUUCUCAGGCUGAUUGAGGCAUGGGAGGUAUCUCUACCCUUCUCAGGCUGAUUGAGGAAUGGGAGGCAUCUCUACCCUUCUCAGGCUGAUUGAGGCAUGGGAGGUAUCUCUACCCUUCUCAGGCUGAUUGAGGCAUGGGAGGCAUCUCUACCCUUCUCAGGCUGAUUGAGGCAUGGGAGGUAUCUCUACCCUUCUCAGGCUGAUUGAGGCAUGGGAGGUAUCUCUACCCUUCUCAGGCUGAUUGAGGCAUGGGAGGUCUCUACCCUUCUCAGGCUGAUUGAGGCAUGGGAGGUAUCUCUACCCUUCUCGGGCUGAUUGAGGCAUGGGAGGUAUCUCUACCCUUCUCAGGCUGAUUGAGGCAUGGGAGGCAUCUCUAUCCUUCUCAGGCUGAUUGAGGCAUGGGAGGUAUCUCUACCCUUCUCAGGCUGAUUGAGGCAUGGGAGGCAUCUCUAUCCUUCUCAGGCUGAUUGAGGCAUGGGAGGUAUCUCUACCCUUCUCAGGCUGAUUGAGACAUGUCAGGUAUCUCUACCCUUCUCAGGCUGAUUGAGGCAUGUCAGGUAUCUCUACCCUUCUCAGGCUGAUUGAGGCAUGGGAGGUAUCUCUACCCUUCUCAGGCUGAUUGAGGCAUGGGAGGUAUCUCUACCCUUCUCAGGCUGAUUGAGGCAUGGGAGGCAUCUCUAUCCUUCUCAGGCUGAUUGAGGCAUGGGAGGUAUCUCUACCCUUCUCAGGCUGAUUGAGGCAUGGGAGGCAUCUCUAUCCUUCUCAGGCUGAUUGAGGCAUGGGAGGUAUCUCUACCCUUCUCGGGCUGAUUGAGGCAUGGGUGGUAUCUCUACCCUUCUUGGGCUGAUUGAGGCAUGGGUGGUAUCUCUACCCUUCUUGGGCUGAUUGAGGCAUGGGUGGUAUCUCUACCCUUCUUGGGCUAAUUGAGGCAUGGGAGGUAUCGCUACCCUUCUCGGGCUGAUUGAGGCAUGUCAGGUAUCUCUACCCUUCUCAGGCUGAUUGAGGCAUGGGAGGUAUCUCUACCCUUCUCAGGCUGAUUGAGGCAUGGGAGGUAUCUCUACCCUUCUCGGGCUGAUUGAGGCAUUGGAGGUAUCUCUACCCUUCUCGGGCUGAUUUAGGCAUGGGAGGGAUCUCUACCCUUCUCGUGCUGAUUGAGGCAUGGGAGGUAUCUCUACCCUUCUCGAGCUGACUGAGGCAUGGGAGGUAUCUCCACCCUUCUCGGGCUGAUUGAGGCAUGGGAGGUAUCUCUACCCUUCUCAGGCUGAUUGAGGCAUUGGAGGUAUCUCUACCCUUCUCAGGCUGAUUGAGGCAUGGGAGGUAUCUCUACCCUUCUCAGGCUGAUUGAGGCAUGGGAGGUAUUUCUGCUAUGUCUGAGGCCUGUGAGACAUGCCUGCGUUCAUUAUAUAUCCUAAUAUAACCCUGUGAGUUGUCUUUGUUUCCAGUUUUGUCACCCUUAAUUUAUAUCUGAGCCUGACUAAAAUCGACAAUCUCCCUUUAUUUCCUCAACAGGCAGAAAUUAAGAAGUUCAACUCUGUCAGAAACAAGGAGAUUAAGGAGCUGGAAAAGCUGGAGCGGCUACGACACCGGGCACCUUCAGACCGGCAAAUGAUUGUAUCCUUAACUCUUAAUACAAGCAUUGAUUGUUUAAUCACAGCCAAUCUGCAAGUACAAGAACAUUCCACACACACAUAAAGGACUUCCACUUCUUGACACUAUGUGUCUGGAGUCUGUUAUAUUUGUGACCUUUUUAUAAAAGUGAUGAUUUUAGCACAAGAUGGCAAUUGGACAGUCAGGGAGGUUUUAUUGUGCUUCCAUUAGCUGCACAGAAGAGCCGCAAUCAUCUAUGCACAUGUGCUUGUAGCUCCAGCACAGGAGCUUCCCGAUGACAAGUCUCUGAUUGGAGUAUUCCCUGGCACAAACUGACAGUCUGUGCCAGGGAGCGAGGGGAUGGUUUGUAAAGCUGCAGACAUGACGGUGUAUGACAUGUAUUUGUUGAGGAGAUGUUAACAGUUGUUUCAUUUUAAAUUGAUAAGUAGGGGAUCUUAAAAGGCAUUGUAGGCCCUAAGGGGAAAAUACAGAAGAAAUUAAAAGUAUUCUUCAAAUUGGCUUUUUUUUCCCCAAUUUUUUCUAAUUCUCUUUUUAGCCAGUGGUCAAUUGUCCAUCGUUGCCAGCUUAGGGAGUAUACUAUGCAGUGUUGUAUAACUAACAGCAAGAUAUAUUUUGUGGAUAUUCCUUGACUUAACUUUCCUCAGUCCCAGGUGAGUGGUGUGUUCUCUGCCUAUACCAUAACAAUUUGUAACAGGUAAGGUCUUUAAACACGUUCCGGUGGAGGAAACAAUUGGCUACACGUUAACAUUUUAAGAUUCACAUCUUUCACUGUUUUUGGUUUGUUUGUUUUUUUUUUUUUUUUACUUUUGCAUUAUGACAAAAAUUAAGACAAAAUUAAGACCUUUUUAAUUAUGUUUUUGUGAAGGUUAUUUGUCCUUGGUAAGAACUUGGUCUGCCCUGUGAUUUCUAUAGCCAGGGAGCUUGAGAACUGCACAGAUUGAGAUGGCUUACUUGUUGUUUUCGUAAACAUUUCAUACUGACACAUUGCUGUGAAGGUUCUGUGGUGCCUGGGCAGACAUUUAGGAGUUAAACAUAGGAUUAAGUUUUUUUUUUUUUUUUUUUAGGCGUGCUGAAACUUGAAGGGUUAUUUGCCAAGUUCUCACCAUCCUAUGUCUCUGCAGACCAAUCAGAUUGAUGAUAUUAGAAUGGCAGUAGUUGUUAUAAAAUAUGCAUCACUCAGUACUGGCCCUGCUCCUCCUGCAAGGCAUUUCCUGUUUGAGAGGCUGUUAGUGGGCAGAUGGGAAGUGAUCCCUCCCAGUUCCUGUCGAGCCUCACACACAGACUCUGGAGUUUUACUUCUGUAACUGUUCCUGCAGGUCUGCUAUUAAGGCUUACUGGACUACAGAGGACACUGGUUAAGGCUUCUGGAACCUAUUUCUUCCCACCAGCCCACUCAAGCUUAACCCCUUAAGGACACAUGACAUGUGUGACAUAUCAUGAUUCCCUUUUAUUCCAGAAGUUAGGUCCUUAAGGGGUUAAAAAGGCACAUUAUAAGUGCUGAAAACAGGCGCCCCCUAGUGGUCAGGUGCCUACUCUGCCUAAAGGGAAACCAGCCCUGACAAUAUGCACUGUAAUUUUAGCAGUGAAACAAUUUCAGCUGGGCCUGACAAGGUGCCCUGUUCUUCUGGACUCUUUUGUGCUGCUACCUGGUUCAUCAGGUCAUCUGUAUGUGAACGAAACUCAAAACACAGAAUACUUUUUCUACCUGUCGAGGUCUCUUAGUUGUUUUCAUUUCCCUUAUCACCCAAUAUAGUCACAUUUGUCUCAUGACGCUCAGGAAAACACUCAGCGGGGAGUUUCAGAUUCAAUCUAAUGCCUCCCUCCUGAUGUCCUGUAGUUUACUUUGAAAUUCAGUUUUUUCUAGUUAUCGACUGAUAGAAUCCUACUAAAUUGAGUCCUGGCAGAGGAUUUGUGUGGUUUCGCAAACAUGUGCAACAUAAAAUGCUUUUUCCCUGCUUGGAUGAGUUGUUCAAUAGUUCAGUUUAAUUGAGCUUUAUAAAGUCAGGAACUGGGGCCAGGAGCCUUAAAGAUCCUUCCCCAAGCUCUGACGACACUCACCAGUUGAGAAUGUCUAGGUCUAUGGGUGGAAAAUUUGACAUUAAAAGUACCCCUUAUAAUCUGAUUUAUCUUAUGUAGUUAACACCUGAAAUAUACAGAUGAUUAUAAGUAUAUAUGUUCAGGCCGUCUAUCGUAGGUGAAACGUAAAGGAAAUUUGUGUCCCUCUCUGCCAUCAAUUUAGAUGUAAAUUAAUAGAAAGUAGGAAUAUGGAAACUGUCCUUGGGGCCAGAAAACCCUUAAUGUAGCACUUGGCUAUAAUUCUGGGAAAUGUACAUGGGUCAGAGAAUCUUAUGUUUAUUGCCAUUAGUCAUAGGCUUCCAUGCAGUAUCUCCGGGUUCCUUGCAUCUAACCGUUUUUUAUUUCUGUGAUUAAACCUUUAUCAGAAAUCACAAUUUGUGAAAGGAACAUAAGGGUAGUUCCAAUAAAGGAGUAAUAACCGCAAUACAUAUAGGCAUUAUGUGUACAUACUUCCAAAGUACAAGUGUCCAUAGUAGAAACAGAAAUGCAUAGAGUAACUCACAACAGGAGUUUGCGGACACAUAACAUACGGUCACAGAUAAGAGGGGAAAAAGGCAAGAAAAUACAUACAUGUAACUUCUCGCAAAACAGUCCAAGUACAGAACAUGCGUGAUAUAUGUUUAGACCGAUCUUGAGUGUGUAUUGGGUUUAACCGUUUGAUUGGAUCUGACCAUUUUGCAUACCUUUUCUACAAAUCGUUUCAAACAAUCUUUAUUUGGGAAGAUAACCCACAUUUCACAUACCAAUUAGUACACAUUGCUAAAAUAUCUGUUCAGUCAGACUGUGCCUGCUUGUGCUGAUUUGUGGUUAUCUUUCAGUCUUCCAAUGGCAACCUCGACAAGGUAACCUGUCCUCUAGUCUAUAGUAAUUAGGGACUUGCGUUAAUGGUGCAAUCUGAUUAUUAUGAAAAUAAAAUUAUGGUGCGGAAAUUGCAGUGCUACAAUGUAUUUAAAACUUGUGGCCAACUAGUAAAGUCUAUUACCUGUAUAGACCGAAAUUAACCCCCCCCUCCCCCUCCCCCCGAAAAAAAGUUAAUUCCUGGUAAUUCAAAUAUUCUAUUAAUGAAAGAAAUUAUACAAUCUGUAAUCAAACCUGUAGAAUAUAUAGCAUUUUUUAAACCUAUUUUAAUUAUUAAGAUUACACUUAUAACGCAAGGUAACUGUGUCUGUACUAGGUUGUGAAAUAUGUCUAACAAUUGUCUUGCGUAAAAGAAAUAUAAAUCCCUAGAUAGUAUUGUUUAAUUGACACUAAUUACAAAUCACAGUAUUAGAAAUGACUAGGUUGGACCAAUAAUCUCACUUUCCAAUGAUAAAGAUAAACACAUUUUUGUAAUGUAUAAUUUAUUUGAAAUCUAAUAGUAUCAUGCUUCCCAGUGUUAAAAACAAAGCGCUAUAUAUAUAUAUAUAUAUAUAUAUAUAUAUAUAAUUUAUUUUAAUUUAAUUUUAAUUUAAGAUUUCUUUAUUUCUUGGUUGAUAUUUUGCUAAAAUACAGGAAUUCUAAUAGACAAGCUAAAAUAAAAUGCAUCCGUUUGUUUAAGUCAGGGCCAGUGUAGAAACAUAUUCUGUAAAAAACAUUGGUAAGUAUUCAGACAAUAGAACUAGUAUUCUAGAAUUCUCAAAGCAUUGUGAGGUACAUUUGGUAGGCUUGUGAGGUCUGCGUUCUGUAGGAAACAUGACUGGGCAAAAUAAGUAUUGUAAGACCAUCCCGCUGUGCCCACACUGUGUGCACAUAGCGUAACACAACUGGAGUUGUGUAUACAGAUCAAACCUGGGGGGAGAAUAAAAGUGGAGCAGUCACCAUGGAAACUGGUGGAUUAUUCGUGAUAAUUGCUCCACUUUUAAAGCCACCAAAAAUUGCUAUUUUUAACUAACUCCCAUUGUAUACUUUCAACGAAUCUUUUUAUUACGUGUAUUCUUUUUUUUUUUUUUUUAUUCUUUAUUUAUAUUGACAAAGAUAGCAUAGACAGCUCAAGAGCAUUGCAUAGUUUGCAACAAUUAACACAUACAUUGUAUACAGGGUACAUCAUGUCUUCCAGAGCAUAGGCAUACAUUGGGUGGAGGGCUAAGUUCCGCCACCUUAACCCCUGCCACAUACGUUUUAGCUACUUAUUACGUGUAUUCUGCCCUACCAACUAGAGUAAACCAGCAAGACAUCACGGGACAUAUACAUACUCCAACACUGUUUCAAGUAAAAUCAUUUGGGUAAAUGCUCAAUUAUUUAUAUAUAAUCCCCACUGGGGAAACCUGAAACCUACCUUUCUGCUCUUUCUGAUAUGUUCUAUAGGAAAAUAGUGAUCGGUAAUGAGGCUUGCAGUGCACAUACUCCUACCCACAAACACCCUGAAACACUAUGCGGGCCAUAGUACAGUCGUUUAAUUUAUUCACACCAAGCCUGUAGUGUAAAAUUCAAGAAUCUCUCUGACAAAUGAGAAUAAUAUAUUGUGCAUAGCUGAAAUCUUCGGUUCGUCAGGAUGAAAGUUAAUUUUAGUUUUGUCCGAAACAAAUUUCAUCCAUUCGGCUAUUUCAGAUUAAAUUCAGUUUGGGAUUUCUGUUCAGACCUAUGAAUUGACCCGAUCACCAUCAAAUCAUGGUGUUUUAGAUAACUAGAUGUUUUCAGUUUGGAACGCUUAAAUCGGAUUGCCACAUUUAAAGAUGCCAAAUAAGGGAGCUAUCUACUAAACACAACUCCAUAACUUGGUGCUCUUAAAUCUGGUGAUUCCACAUAAGGGUCCCAAUUUUUUGAAAAUAUCCAAAUGAACUAAUUGUGCAUUUUGUUCUCAUUGGUUCAUUCUUCCAUUUUGUGGUUUGGUGAUUUGUUAUUUGAACGAAUGGCCGAUUGAACCUUUUUGAACCUCCAAGUUGCGCUUUGUUCAAAAUGUCUAAUAAAUACAGGGCUCAAAAUUUACACUAGCCAUUAGCGAGUAAAAAUUCACCCCUUAGGAGUGUGCCAUAGAUUCUCAAGGCUUCCAGUGCCAACUAACUUUUAAAGCCUGGCUAGUAGUGUAGGACUUGAAAACCACCACACCUUUGCCUAGUUACAAAAUAUAUUAAAAGGGCUUUAAAUAUCAACAGACCUGUAUGAAAUAGCAAACUAACCAAAUUUGAAAUCUGAAUUGUAACAUUCAGGUAAAAUAGCUGAUUUGAAAAAUCCUCAAAUCUACGAUCGCCACAAGCUGGCUGUUAUUGGCCAUGUUUUGCCAUUUAGAUUUCAAUUCACAUGAAAUUGGAGUUAAGUAAAUAAGCCGCCAGAACUGAUUUGCAGUUCCCUCAAUCUGACCUUUGUAACCAGAGAACUUCUCAUUCCCUUUAUUUAUAUUUAUUAUUUCUGAGGUGGGGAUACAGAUUAUUAACAGGGGAACUGUUAGGGCACAGUAUAUUGAGAGAUUAAUGGGACGAAGGAUUGGGGACUGAUUAUAACGUCAGACCUCCAUCCACAGUCCAGAGGAUGACAUAAGAAGCAGGUGUAUCAUUCCAUGAUACAGAGCAUCUCGUAAAUAUCAUUCCAUGAUACAGGAUAUACAGUGCUGCCGUGAGAUACAGUGCAUCUCGUAAAUAUCAUUCCAUGAUACAGUGCAUCUCGUAAAUAUCAUUCCAUUAUACAGGAUAUACAGUGCUGUCGUGAGAUACAGUGCAUCUCGUAAAUAUCAUUCCAUGAUAGAGCAUCUCGUAAAUAUCAUUCAAUUAUACAGUGUAUACAGUGCUGCUGUGAGAUACAAAGCAUCUCGUAAAUAUCAUUCCAUGAUACAGUGUAUACAGUUCUGCCGUGAGAUAUAGAGCAUCUCGUAAAUAUCAUUCCAUUAUACAGUGUAUACAGAUCUGCCGUGAGAUACAGAGCAUCUCGUAAAUAUCAUUCCACUAUACAGUGUAUACAGUUCUGCUGUGAGAUACAGAGCAUCUCGUAAAUAUCAUUCCAUGAUACAGAGCAUCUCGUAAAGCGGCUUCAUGUCACUUGUCCUGUGGGUGUAAACGACUUUGCUAUAAUCUUCCAGGCUUACAAGGCUUCAUUAGCAGGACAGCGCAUUCCUCAUUUAUUUUAACAAGCUCUAAUCCAUCCCUGCUAAUUGGGAUGCCUGCCAAAUGAAUCCUGUUUCCUCUAAACAUGUGAAAAAGCUAGGACCCCUCUUUUUAAGAAUUUUUUUUAUAUCAAUCACAGCUUGGUUAUUUUAGCUAAAAAUAAAUACAUUUGGAUUACGUUCAGUACAGUUUGUAGUUUACCAAACCAUCAUUGGCGGCAAUGUGUAAAUCAUAGCACAUUAAAUAGUGAGUGCUUAUAUUUUUACAACACUGGACACCAUGAAACUAUUGCAGGUAUCAAACACAUGCAGACAUAAUUAUAUCCACUAAAUCCCUUCAAGCAAUUAAUUGGCAAAGCACUGCACUGCUUAAGCUUCCUGCACUUAAGUGUUGAUUCAGUAUUCGCAGUGGUCUCCAAAUUAGUUUUUCAUUGAAUUUUUUUUUUUUUUUUUCUCUCCCUUAGGCCGAGUCGAAUGUUCAGAAGGCUUCAGUGGAUGCAGCACGUACCACUCACCAACUGGAAGAGGUCAUUGACACGUUUCAACAACAGAAAAUCAAAGAUGUCCAGGUGAUUGUUAAAAAGAGAGAGUUUUCGUCCCAGAUCGAAAUUACUGCGUAGCUUUUUAACUUGAAUUUAAGUGUUUUUUGUAUUUCUUCAUUUGACGUAGAUUCAGCCUGAUAAGAUGUGAAAAAGGAGUAAAAUAAAUAAAUAGAAAGGUUCCCUUAUUGAAAAAAAUAUCAUUUCUAAAUAAUAAGUAGCAUCUAAACAGAAUAGCUUUUGGUACGUGUAUAAUUGGGAAGGGCUAACUCUGAAUUGUCCAAGUUAACAAAAACAUUAUCAUCAAUCAAUACACCAAACGAGCAUUCUAAUCAUCAUUUCAGCUUAUUUUAGUUGUGAGGGUGAAAGGAGUCUGUCCAGAUUUUGUCUUAAAGGGACACUGUAGGCAUCAUAACAGCUGUCCUUACAUUGAGCAUUAAGACAAAAAUUUUCAUAACGUUUUAAUGCUAAACAAAAUUCGGAAGCAAACCAUCCUUCUCUGUGCUGCUUGGGCUAAUGAGAAAGCAUUACACUGAACAGUAAUGAUCGGCUGUGAUAGGCUGAAUGUCAAUCAGCCAACACUCAGUAAAUUACAGGGCAAUUUCAGGUAUGAAUCGGUAUAGCUACAAGGAAGUAGUAAUUGCUGCCUUAGCCACACCUCCAGUAGGGGUGGGGCUAUAAGGAGCCAUGGACCCUCAUUCAGCGUUAAACUGUUCUAAAAUGGUUUAACACUGAAUGGAGGGACAGCCCCAGGGACUCCAGGUCCUAUAUCUACUUCAAUGAGAUAAAAUGCUUAUUGUGAUCAGUGUCCCUUUAACAUUUUGUGGGCUGUUUGACAAGGACUGCAGUUCUUCCAGCACCCAAAGCCCGGUCGCUAUGCUGCUGACAAGAAAAUGCAGACGUUUAAUUUGGACAUUAUGUUUACAAACCAUACAAAUCUGGACAGCUGUGAACGAUGAGCCAAGCUACCCCAGCACACACGGCCCAUUAUUACUCUCCAGAUUUGAAUGGGUUUGUGCGAAUAAUGAUCCACUAAUUUAUGAUGGUGUACAGCGAUACUUCUAUACAUUUUAAGAUGCUGAUUUUAACUUUAGAUAAAAGAAUACAUCUGCCUUGUGAUGAAACUGACUAAAUCCUCCAUCACAACUUCCCUCAUUGACUGCCAGGUUCCUUGCUCCUUGAGGUUAUUUCUUGUUCCACUCAUUUAUACACCAAGAUUAGUUUUAAAUUGUACAACAGAGAUGUCUAACUGUAGCUGUGGUUAUCAUUGUUUGAGGAAUCAGACAACCUGGAGCAUUUGUCUGAUAGCCCCAUGUGUCACUGCUGAUUCACAUCGGACUCUAAUGAAGAAGUGAUUUUGUUCUUUGUCCGGUGGCUUGUCUAACUCUCAGGAGCAAACAGUAAACUGAAACCAGAUAUGUCUCACGGUAAACCAUAUCACAUUACAUUAGAUGAGAGUCAGUGGGAGGUAUUUAAAGCUUUGGAGGGAGAGGAAUGUUCAGAUGAAUAAGGAAAAGGAUAAAUACUGGGAAUGGGUAUCAAAGUGGGAACACAAUGCAUAUGUAAGAAAUCAAGACUCUUUUAAAAAAAUAUAUUAUAGGAUAACCACAUCCAGCUCAGUGAUGUUGUUAAAUGGACACUUUAAACACAGACCGUAAGGCCUGGGGUUGUUAAAACUAAACUUAGUCCAGGUUCUAUUGGAGGUCUCUCCGAUUACACUUAAUGCUCCCCUCUCUCUUUAAGCCCCUAACCCGGUAAACGUUUCCAGGAUUCACUGUGUCUAUUUCUGCAGGUCAUGCACAUUAUUGCUACAAAAACUGUAUAGACAAAUACGUUCACGAAGUAAUGUGGUUCACGUUCUUGUUAAAGGCUUUUUGCCCCAAGUUAGUCCUGUCUGAUGCCACUGGGCAGAUACCUGCUCAAUCCCAUGACCUAUUUGAGAUCCAGCCACUUGAUAUCGCUAAGCCUAUUUCAGUCAUCUCUGGAGCACACAGUCCACUUUAGACCACUUGCUUAAUUUCGGACCACUUUGCCUGUUUCGUAUUUCAUUGUUCUUCUCUCCUUUCUGUUCCUGUGGGCAUUCUCUAGAUCUCUGCUUCCAACUAGGUACCAGCUUAAUCCCAUUACAAAUGGUUUAAUUUUAAGGUGUGUUUUAGGGAUGAAAAAUAGACAAUUCUCAGUAAAUAUAUGUUAACAUGCAUUACUCACUGUAAUCAGCAGAUCGUUUCUCCAUUUUAUGCCCUUAAACUAUAGGAUAUGUACCUGUGGAAGGGUAGUAGCACAUUGUGUUUUUGUUUCGUUAUUGUGGGUUUUUGUUUGUGUGUUUUCGUUCAGGAACCACUGGCUUUUAUCAAUGUUUGUGUAAACGGCUAUCAGACAUUUUAAUGCUUUUUCACUCCUUGUCCUUUUCCAGAAAAUAUUCUCUGACUUCCUUACGGUUGAGAUGAUUUUCCAUGCGAGGGCCCUGGAGGUGUAUACGAGUGCUUUCCACCGCCUGCAGGAGUGCGACCUGGAGAAAGACAUGGAGGUAAAACCUCUAACUGGCACAGCAGUGGAUCAAUAAAUCUAUUCCCAUCCUUGGUGGCAUGAAAUCACGUACCUUUAAAUUGCUGCAAUUCAAAGUUCCCUCUGUAAAUGGAUGACGCAAUUACUCUACAUUUGUAUGAAUGGAGCGUUAUUAAACUGCCGCGAGGAGUUCAGGAGGUUUAGUGUUGUUGUAGCUUUUUAGGAGUCUUUUGGUUAGGGGCCCUAGAGUUUAAGAGGGACUUAUGGUAAGUGUAUCAGACUUCAAACUGCUGCAUAGUGUAACUUCUGUGAUUCUGAGAGUGAUUAGUUAUGAGUUACAAACAGUCCUUCAGCACCAUCUGGAAUAUAAAUAUAACUUUUUAAAUUUUUUACUGUGCAGGACUUUCGGGCAAAAAUUCAUAUUGACACAGGCACACAGGAUGCCAGAUCUUUCCGUGCUACAAACCUUUCCUCUAAUGCCACGUGGCAGGCCAGCAAUAUGGUAAGUGAUCUUAUGUUGCAUGAUGUGUACAUAUAACCCAAGGUAGGAUGGCUGACUUUAGAAGUAUUUUUUUUUUCUUUACAUGUAAGCAGACUCUGAUAAAGAAUUGCAUUGUUCUAAAGCAUAUUGCGAAUAUGAUGGAACAACUUUUACCUUAUGGUUCCCUCUUUCAGAUGGUUAUCUAAGGCUUGGUCACAAAGUCAAUGAAGUUCCAUUGGAUCACUAUAGGGUCAGGAACACCCUAAACCGACCAUUUAGGUGGCUUGCCCCCCCCCCCAUAGGGAAAACAUUGGAUUGGCUAAAAUCGGUACAGGGCAGGACCAAUCAGGACCUCCUCAUAGAGAUGCAUUGAAUCAAUGCAUGUCUAUGAGGAAAGUUCAGCGUCUCCAUGCAGAACGUGGGGACGCUGAACGGCAGGGCUGCUUACUGUGCAGCCCGGAGCCAGGAAGCCCCUCCAGUGGCCAUCUAAGGAGUGGCCAAUUGGAGGUGUCCCUAGGGGCAAUGUAAACACUGCCUUUUCUCUGAAAAGACAGUGUUUGCAUAAAAAUGUCUGAAGGGAACUAUUAUACUCACCAGAACAAAUACAUUAAGCAGUAGUUGUUCUGGUGACUAUAGUGUCCCUUUAAGCUCUUCUACAUUUCUCAAGACUCACUACGUAUAAUUUGAAUGUCCUCCGCCAUUAUCGUUGCAGGACAGAAGAAUACAAUUAACAUUCCAAAUUUGUAUCCAUGAUCUAAAUAACCUUAAAACACAACACAGUUUAAACCCCCAACCAUAAAAGUGUAGGCAUAUUGAUAAAUUAUUGUAUAAACAAAUUAUGCUAUAAAUAAUACAUAAUAGCAGGGGCGGGACCGGGCGGCCAUGCCAACAGGCUGCAAACCACUUGAGCUCCCGAGGAAAAAGCAAAAACUAGGGUAUAUACCCACCUUACCCUUCUUGUACCGACCUGGGGGUCCAUGACACGAAGCUCUGGAGUGUCCCGGUGUAGCUGGAGUGCCCGACGAUGGGUGGCUCUAGGUCCUGGUGAGAGACUCUGGGGCUUGGAGAUGGAGGCCUACACGGGCAGGGAGUGGGGCGGACGACCGCUGCCUCACUCUUCGUCCCGACCACAGCGAACUAUCAUCUGACUGGCGCCUUCCUGGUCCAGCCCCCUCCCCCCCCCGCAUGCUGUUAUAUAUCUCUUUGAACUGCAAAAAAUAAAUAAUACAUAAAUAAGUCAAAUUAAAAACUAAUAGGUUACAGCCUGCUGAACAUACUCAGGUGAUCUUACUCGGAAGGGGGGCGGGGGGGAAGACCUACAUUCUCAUUAUAGCAAACAAAUUCCCCUUCCCCCCCCCCCUUUUUUUAUUUAGUUUGAAAGCUCACUAUAGUUGGUGUUAAAAGUUGGUAACAGCCUCCUGUUACAGUGAUACCUUGUGGAUUAUGUCUAAAGACCAAUUCUGGUUCAAAGUUCUAAAAAUGGAGCAGCCACCAUGGACCAUUUUCCCAUUGGCAUAGUCGCUUCUGUGCUUCUUACAAGGACUAGUUUUACCAUUCAGGGGGUACUUGAUUUUAUUGGACAUGACUGGCCAGAGGACUUUGCUGGGACCUUGCUGUUUGUACUGUAUCACUAAGCUACUUCAGUUUGCUUGCCAUCCUUGUACUAAACCAACCUGCUUUGGAUUACCCUGCAUAAUUCUCUAAGUAGCAGAGGGCCUCCGUCUUUAUUGUAUUACACCAAUAGGGUCAAACAUCACUUAGCAGGGGGCGACUUAUAAGAUAUUAAUCUCUCAUUAAAUUAUCUAAUCUGACUUGCGGUUCCUUCCAAGCAGAGACCUCGUCCAUUUCCUCACUGCAGCAGCAGAUUGAUUAAUAAAAACCACUGACAUUUCCUCCAGUCUCAACACUCGCACUUUAAAAAGUCCCCCUGCAAGAAUCUCAAUAAACUUCUCUGCAUGCACGGCCCUCGCGUGAUUCACCGCUCCGGUAAAUGAGAAGGGUUUCAGGAAAUUAAAAAUGUGAUUGUAAGAAUUGAUUCCUUGUCAUACGACUUAGUGGCUGAAUCUUUUAAAAAAAAUAAAUAAAAUAGACCGGUGUGAGAGGGAGGCUUGCAUUCGAUUCUGGUAAUCUAGAAAUGAAUUGCCUGCUGCUUCCAAUUACCACUCUCAUACUGAGAACAGUGUCAGUGGGAUACGAAAGAAGGAAACCUACAGCUUUGCAGCGUUCCGUAUUAAGAAGGAACACAAUCGUCAUCUACUCUCUGGUAUAAUACAAAUGUACAAAUAUAAAAUUGCGUGUGCGCGAGACACACAUCAUAAAUUGUACGAGAGAUGGUACCUGCGUAGCUGCGUUAUUGAUCUAUGUCUUUGACCGAUAGGCAAAUAUGCACAUUCCCCCCUUCUGCAGGCCGUAUACAUUAUUGCUACAAAAACUGUACAGACCAAUGCAUUCAUGAAGUAAUGUGGUCCAUGUUCUUUUUAAAGGGAUCUAUUAAACGCUACUAAAGCUCUGAUCCCUAAAUAUUAGAGACAAACCGUUGCCCCAUCUGUAAGUGAAUGGAUUUCCAGGAUAGAGUGCAUCCAAUGCACAUUUAUUUAAUUAUUGAUUACUGGUAUUUAUAAAGUGUCAACAUAUUCCGCAGCACUGUACAAUUUGGGGAAAAAAAGACAAUACAAUAUAAACCGACCAAUACAAAAGGUUGAGGACCCUGCCCGUGAGCUUACAAUCUAAAGAUUAAAACGGGGAGAUGAGACCAGAGGUAGCAGGAAUUUUGAGAUGAUGGCAGAGAUAAUUAAGUGCAGUAACUGAUAACUUGAAUGGAAUGAGGAGGUGAUUGACUAGGAUUGUGACUGUUACAGAGCACGAGAUACACUCAGAUUUGGCAAUCAUGGAUCACAUAUUUAGGUGGGAUGCAGUCAUCGCAGUCGGACACCUCUGACGUUACAUAGGGAUAUUUUCUAUGUUCUAAUUCAUUCUGAUAAAAACGUAUUGAGAACAUGGUCAUACCCUCCUUUAAACAAUUUCUAUAGAGUGGGUGUUUAUUUACUGAGUCGACACUAAGACAGAAUUCAUGACUGCAUGUUUCAGCAUUGUGUGCCAUGGUUAGGUUACUAUUCAUACUAUGAUUUUGUUAUAUUUUAGUGAAUCUCUCAUACGCAUCUUACAACUGCAAAACACUGACUAUGUAUGGGUAGAUUCUAGGAUGUUUAAUCUUGUACUAUUAUGAUUUAAAUUACUGUUACAUGUAAUGCAAUGUCAAUUAGGAUGUCAUUUUGAAAUGACGUUGAAUUAUCCUAUACAGCUACCGGUGUAAUGUGAUAAUCUUCUAAAUAAAUACCAAAUAUAAAAAAUACAAAAUAAUGCACUGUGUGUUUGAGGAUGAACAGACAUUUGUGGUGAUAAAUGUAGUCAGCAUUGAGACUGUGAGUCCAUCUAGUGGUACAAUAGGCAGUGAAAUAUGGAUUAUGAGAAACUAGCAGGGUUAUCUACUAAAGGGAAUUCAAAGUGAAUUUUAAAUGUAAGGCCAGAGUAGCUGCAUGGAAACCAUGGCUGACUUAGAUAAUUUUUCCAAUUCUGCUAUUUUGACUUUAAAUUUGAAAUCCACCUAUAAGUCUCAUUUUAGUGCAUAGCGCUAUAUGUUUGAGCUGCCAGAUGCAGGAAUUAUCACAUGUGAUGUUUGUUUCAGAGUUUCCAGAGUACGCUUCAGAGACCGCCACAGCCACAGGUACAGGAGGACAGUGAUGAAGACUCUGAGGACGAAGAAGAGGAGGAGGAGGAGGAAAUACAGCAGGAUUUGAGAAGCCCAUAUUCGAGGGUGCGAAAAUAA